This is a messenger RNA of Xenopus tropicalis (tropical clawed frog), 2147 nucleotides long. Its product is annotated as gastrula zinc finger protein XlCGF8.2DB. Lineage: Eukaryota; Metazoa; Chordata; Amphibia; Anura; Pipidae. The coding region runs from base 342 to 1079 and encodes 245 amino acids. The record is from RefSeq and is a predicted model, not a curated record. Gene Ontology annotation, cellular component: nucleus. The transcript is spliced from 2 exons.
AAGGGGAAUGCGUCUUAUUGUGUUUGUACAGAGCAAUGGGCACUACAGACCAUACGCUGCCUGUCUCCCUAUAACCCUGCCCCUACCAUGAAUGAGCAGAAUGGAAUGUGGAAAAAGAACAGAAACAUUCCCAGCUCUCUACCCCGAUUGGCCCCUUCUGGCCAAUCCCCUUCAUCAUUAUCAGAGUCCCCUGGGAGUUGUAGUUCUGCUGCAGGCUGCUGGCUUCGGCGUUGGUGCCGGCACAGACUACACAUCCCAGGAAUCAGCAUUGAGUUGCUCAUUGAAAGCAUUCUCUUACCUUGGCGCACUCACAAUAGGCAUCAGCUGGGGCAGGUGGAGCCAUGGAAGACCGCGAAACUGAUCCCCAAAAGAAGAUCGGGAAAACUGUGUGGAAAUUAUCCAAAGCUGAAAAGAAACAAUCUCAUUUGGCCAAAAAUAUCCUAAUUGUGGGCAAAUCAGAUAAAAGUGUAAAUGUGCCAGAGGCCCCUAAUAAUAACCAGAGGGUGUGCGAUGGGUCCCCGCCGGCUCCGCCAGAGAAAAGCCCCCGGACGUUGCGGGUUCAGCAGAUUGUCCAAGCCAAAAAGUUUCCUUACAGCGUCGUGGGCGAGAAGGUGGAAGAAAAUUCCUUUUACAAAGACGCCGAAGGGAAAGACUCGAAGAACACGCGUUUUUCCUGCGCAGUUUGUCACAAGCGGUUUGCCCAGAAGUCCAACCUGAUCACGCACAUGCGGGUGCAUACGGGGUCCCGGCCCUACGUGUGCACGGAGUGCGGCAAGAGCUUCAGUACCAGCUCCAACGCCGUCACACACCAGCGGGUACACACGGGCGAGCGGCCCUACACCUGCGAGGAGUGCGGCAAGAGCUUCAGCAUCAGCUCCAACCUGGUCACUCACCAGCGGGUACACACCGGGGAGAAACCCUACGGGUGCUCUGACUGUGGCAAAAGCUUCACCCACCGCUCCAACCUGGUUAUACACCAGAGGGGGCACUCGGGAGAGAAACCCUACGCCUGCCUGAAAUGCGGCAAGAACUUCACUCACAGCUCCCACCUGGUGGCGCACCAGAAAAUCCACACGUAAACCAAGCGCCAUUAUCCUGCUAUAUCUGGGUGGGGGCAAGGGUGCUUUUUGCCCCUGAGGUGGCUCCUGCGAUGCCCCCCCCAUGCACUUACCUUUACAGCGCCGGAGGGGGCCCAAGUGCUAGUGUAGGGAGCGCAAUUGCACUCUCGGCACUAGCAGGGACAAAUUACUGGUUUAAAAUCUGGAAAUUCAGCUCUUAAAGUUACCAAGAGCGGCUUUUUGUUGCCCGUAGUAAAUCCGAGGGCGCUACCGCUGCCGCCUUCAGCAGCUGAGUUAUGUCAUGUGAUGCAUUCAAGUAGAAUGAUGGGUAAGUGGGAGGGGCCUAUAACAGUUCAGUUAUAUAACAGGUCCUUAUAUGUAGGUUUAUUUUACCUUCACUUAAAUGAGUGACCCCAUGUGACACAUUCGGAUAGUAUAAUGGGUCAGAGGGCAGGGGGGUGCCCAUCAGAAGAUAUGGGGGUAGCUCUGCAAAGGGCCCAGAAUGUUCCCUAAGUGCUCAUCUUGAUGGUGAUCUGCAGGGUCAGACUGGGCCGGUGGGAAAAAAAACCCAGUGGGAAAAAACCCGGUCCUUGUCCCAAGAACUGAUCCCUGAGUCUGCAGAGUCCCCUCUCCCAACGUGCCUAAGAGGUAAAUAUAAAGUAUGCAGGCUCAGGGAAGGAGGCCGGGGUGGGGGUCCCUUGGGGGGGCAGGCCCCGGUGGGCACCCUCUAGUCCGACCCUGGUGAUCUGACCUGCUAGUGAUCUCACUUCCUGUCCCCGCACCAAGUAGUGCCAGAGAUGCCUAAUGAUUAACCCGUCAGUGUAAAUCCCUUGGACAGGCCGCCUAUAUCACACAUUACAGGCAAGUGGGACUGCCAUACAGAUUGCCUCAUUCUGUGCAGAAUACGCUCUACUGCAUGCGCUUCAGACACCCACCUUACCCACCUUACCCCCACACUGGGUGCUGCCUUAAAGGACCAGUAACACCAAGAAAUGAAAAGAACACAUUUGACAUUAACCAGUUAUUUCUGUCCUUUACAUGUAUAAAAAAAAUAAUUUUUGUUUGGAGCAAAAAGUCCUGUUUUUAUUA